UCGGUAGGGAGUGCUAUCAGUGGAAGGUAAAGGUGUUUUAUAUGCAAAAUCAAUUGGAUUAUUAUGGGUGAACUACAUGUGCUUAGAGAACUGGACCGUUGGCUAGGCUAGGUGAGUACUAGAGCUGGACAGACACCUGCAGUAUGGGUCUCACCUGCUUCAAGUCUUGGAAGUACAACAGCGCCACACAGAAAGGUGGGAACAGAGACGUGCUGGUCAGCCCUGGCUCAUACUUCUUCCUCUCCAACAGCUGUGGUCAGGGAGAGGAGUGGCUCAAGACCCUCAACAAGGGUGUCUGGAUACCCUUUACAGGCGUGUUUGGCCAGCGGUUGGAGGAAACGGUUCUGUAUGAGCGGCGUUACGGCGUCCAUAUGGCACCUCUGGUGGUGGAGCAGUGUGUGGACUUCAUCCGGGAGCGGGGUCUUCUGGAGGUGGGGUUGUUCCGCCAGCCAGGCCAGGCCACGCUGGUCAAAGAGUUGCAGGACGCCUUCGAUGCUGGGGAGAAGCCCUCCUUUGACAGCAGUACAGACAUGCACACCGUGGCGUCGCUCCUGAAGCUGUAUCUGCGGGAGCUGCCAGAGCCACUGGUGCCCUUCUCCAGAUACCAGGACUUCCUGGUGUGUGGCAAAAACAUCUCCUCUGAGAGGAAACAGGGUUUGACAGAACUACAGCAUCUUCUUCAUGAACUUCCAGUGGCUAACUUUAACCUGCUAAAUUACAUCUGCCAGUUUUUGAACGAAGUCCAGUCCUAUUCCAGCAGCAACAAGAUGAGCACCCAGAACCUGGCUACUGUUUUCGGGCCUAACAUCCUACGACCCAAAGCUGAAGAUCCAGAGAGUAUCAUUGGAGGGGCAGCCGUGGUGCAGCAGCUCAUGUCUGAGCUGAUCAGGGAGCACCAGUGCCUUUUCUCCAGGGAGGGGGGAAACGUAGACGGCCCCGGUUCCUCACGACCAGAUUCUUACCCCUGUCAUAGAUGGAAAGGAGACCCAUUGGAGGGAGCGCAUACCCAGCCCACUGCCCAGGCCCAGUCGCAUGACUCCAGGCUUGGCAUAACAGCCGAGCGCCUCCUACAACAACAGCUAGCCCACCAUCCUUCCCCUUGCUCCCGCCAGCUCUCCCUGCCUCUGAUUGCUGAGAGGAGAGGGUCUGCCCAAAGCCUGUGUGAAAUCAGUUUAGCCCCACGCCUCUUCAACACAGACCACCAGCAGCCAGCUGAGGGGUUCUCUCCAGUGAUCCCUGCUGUUGGGUCUCUAUACCACAGAUACACUCUGUCCCAGUCAGAGUUCCAGCCCCCUGAGACAGCACACAGCCCCCACCUUCACUCUCACCCUGCCUCCUCACUCACAGCCUCUGCUUCCACUGUGACAAUACAGGCUGACCCAGACCACAGCAGCAUGCUGCCCAGUGGCUGGACAGGCCCAGAGUGUCCCAGCUGGGCUGCAAAGCUGGGGACUACUGGCACCAGUGGAAGCAGUAAGGCUCAGGACAGCACUCUGUCUGUCUAUGACAACUUGGACACACUCCAGAGCAUUGAUGAGGUGGCUGCUGAUGGUGAUGUGGGCAGCAUUGCUGGUCCAGUGGAGGUGAAGGCGAGCAUGGCAAGCGUGGCAGACUCCAGCAGCUCAUGGUCCUUCUGUGAGAUUCUGCCCCUGGACGAUAGUGGGAGUGGUGUGGUCAGAGCUAGCCUAGGACGGAGGUCCACCAGGUUCCACUCCUUCAGGACUGACCCAGGAGAGGACCUCCAUCCAAACUCCCUAGCCUCCUCCUCUGUCCCUAAUGAUGCCCCCCUGAGCACGGGCAGCUCGGAGGUCUUCCUGCCCUCUGACCACCACGGCCCCCCGGCCUCCCAGGCCAUGUACUGUCUCCUGGCUGGCCUCAGACAAGAGAUGGCCAGGCAGAGGGCUGAGUUCGAGGCCAAGAUCCAGAGGUUUGAGCUGCGUAACGAGGCCCUCCACGGGGAGGUUGUGGGACUGCGGGCCAGCCUGGCGCAGCAGCGCCGCUGGUACAGUGUGGCCGAAAUCAAGAUCCGCAACGUGGAGCGUGCCCGGGCCGACGCCGACCGCCGCAACGCCACACUGCAGAUGGAGAUGGAGCAGUUCUUCGACACCUUCGGAGAGCUGAGAGAUGAAGCCAGUAAGAGCGAGCGCAUCGUACAAAGCUUCUGA
Messenger RNA from Oncorhynchus masou masou (cherry salmon), 2165 nucleotides. RefSeq names its product rho GTPase-activating protein 24. Gene Ontology annotation, cellular component: focal adhesion. The transcript is spliced from 8 exons. The record is from RefSeq and is a predicted model, not a curated record. Gene Ontology annotation, biological process: negative regulation of ruffle assembly; wound healing, spreading of epidermal cells; negative regulation of Rac protein signal transduction. Bases 144 to 2165 code for a protein of 673 amino acids. Lineage: Eukaryota; Metazoa; Chordata; Actinopteri; Salmoniformes; Salmonidae. Gene Ontology annotation, molecular function: GTPase activator activity.